Gastrolobium bilobum is the source of this 2069-nucleotide messenger RNA. Its product is annotated as inactive glucose-6-phosphate 1-dehydrogenase 4, chloroplastic. The record is from RefSeq and is a predicted model, not a curated record. The transcript is spliced from 12 exons. The coding region runs from base 50 to 1882 and encodes 610 amino acids. Gene Ontology annotation, biological process: glucose metabolic process. NCBI's taxonomy places the organism in Eukaryota, Viridiplantae, Streptophyta, Magnoliopsida, Fabales, Fabaceae. Gene Ontology annotation, molecular function: glucose-6-phosphate dehydrogenase activity; NADP binding.
AAACACGGUUUAGAGUUUUUAGAGAGAUCACAAACACCAAGUCGUAGGAAUGUCAGUGUCUUUCUCUUCAACCUCUCUAACAUUCUCGGAAUCUUCAUUCUCAUUCCCAAGACCGACCCAUCUUGGUCACCCAAUCACUGGUGCAUGGAACAGAUUUCAUUCAGUUACAGGUGGUGGUGGUCUUGUACUGAAUGUUGGAGGUACCAGCUUCUGUCGAAGGUUUCGUGGUUUCAAACUGUGGAUACUUGAGAGGCUUAACUUCCAACAAACAAAGCAGUGUAAGAGUAGAAAUCACUUCAAAAAUAGUAUGGCAAAAGAUUUAUCAAAUGAAAAGGGAUCACUCUCUCAUUCAUCCUCAACUCUUCAUGUUCCUGAUGAUAAGGUCACUUCCAUGGUGUCUCCAUCAUUACUGCAAACAAGUUCCACCAGCUCUCCCAUGGAUGAUGGUAGAGCACCCUCACUUUGCAUUGCUGUCAUAGGAGCCACUGGUGAGCUGGCAAGGAGUAAGGUUUUCCCAGCUUUAUUCGCCCUGUACUACAGUGGAUUUCUUCCUGAGAAUGUAGCCAUUUUUGGGUAUUCAAGGAAGAACAUGACUGAUGAAGACCUGCGAUCCAUUAUUGCUUCAACAUUAACAUGCCGAGUUGAUCAUCACCAGAAUUGUGGGGACAAAAUAGAUGCUUUCCUUGGUAGAACAUUCUACAUUAAUGGAGGCUAUGACAACAAAUAUGGGAUGUCCAUGCUGAAUGCCCAAAUGGAGCAAAUCGAGGGAAGAUCCAAAACCAACAGGAUAUUCUACCUUUCUGUGCCACAAGAAGCACUUUUGGAUGUUGCUUCAUGUGUUGCAAGCAGUGCUCAGACUCAAAAGGGAUGGAAUCGCGUAAUUGUUGAGAAGCCAUUUGGCUUUGAUGUGCUCUCUUCCCAUAGGCUGACACAAUAUCUUCUUUCAAAGUUUGAGGAAAAGCAAAUAUACAGGAUUGAUCAUCUUCUAGGAAGGAAUCUCAUCGAAAAUCUCACAGUUUUAAGGUUUUCAAAUCUAGUUUUUGAGCCACUCUGGAAUCGUGCUUACAUACAUAAUGUACAGGUGGUAUUAUCAGAGGACUUGGGCGUGCAUCCUGGAAGGUAUUUCAGUGGCUAUGGGAUUAUCCGUGAUAUUGUUCACAGUCAUGUGCUCCAAACAAUUGCAUUGCUUGCCAUGGAACCACCAAUAAGCCUUGAUGGAGAAGAUAUUCGAAAUGAAAAGGUCAAGGUUCUGAGGUCAAUUCGCGAAUUGGAGCCUAAAGAUGUCAUUCUUGGCCAGUAUAAAGCAAGUAGCAGAGACAAGGUUGAUGUUUGCUUAAAUGGUCUGACACCUACUUAUUUCGCUGCUGCACUUUACAUUGACAAUGCACGGUGGGAUGGCGUGCCAUUUUUGGUUAAAACGGGCUUGGGACUCAUCAAACACCAAAUGGAGAUACGGAUUCAAUUUCGUCACGUUCCAGGAAAUGUUUACCAUGAAUGCAUCGGGCAUAACGUUGACCGUGCCAUAAAUGAGCUCAUUCUUCGUGAUGUUCCUGAUGAAGCUAUGGUGGUGAGAGUUAACAAUAAGGUUCCAGGAUUAGGCUUACAACUGGACUCUUCAGAAUUAAAUUUGCUUUACAAGGACAAGUACAACAUGGAGGUGCCGGAUUCAUACGAGCAUCUUCUGCUUGAUGUCAUUGAUGGUGAUAACCAUCUUUUUAUGAGAAGUGAUGAGGUGGCAGCUGCGUGGAACAUUCUAACUCCAAUUCUGAACGAGAUAGACAAGGACAAUAUUUCAGUCGAGCUUUAUGAGUUGGGGGGUCGCGGUCCAGUUGGGGCAUACUACCUAUGGGCAAAACACGGUGUCCGUUGGUUAGAGGACUAGCAUUUCACUCUUUCUUUCUUCUUAUAACUUGUUAUAUAAUAAACUAUAAAAAAGGACAACCUCAUAAGGACUUUUGAUUUUCCCGGACCCAACCUCAUAAGGACUACCACGGCUUUGUAAUAAGUAUUUUGGAAGAAACUUCAACGGAUGAAUUGCUUCAUUUUUGUAUUUUAUCGACAAUUGAAUA